Colletotrichum karsti is the source of this 495-nucleotide messenger RNA. RefSeq lists its product as uncharacterized. The record is from RefSeq and is a predicted model, not a curated record. The transcript has 2 exons. NCBI's taxonomy places the organism in Eukaryota, Fungi, Ascomycota, Sordariomycetes, Glomerellales, Glomerellaceae. Bases 1 to 495 code for a protein of 164 amino acids.
AUGGCUGCCACGGCCUCCAACCCCGCCGCCUCGGCACCCGCCUACGUCUCAAAAUGGUCCUCCCGCUACCGCGGCGCGACAGUAGAAGACCUCGACCCCCCCGCCGCCCUCUCCCUGACCCCGAACGACCCCAUCUCCAUCGCCCUCCUCUCCGCCUUCGAGCGCGACUACACCCACCUGACCGUCGUCGACGCCCACCGCGCCCUCGUCGGCUACCUUGCCAUCCCGCACCUGCAGGCCCUCCUCGACGCCGGCAAGGUCACCCCCGAGGACCCGCUGUCCAAGGCCAUGGUCCGCUUCCAGCGCAAGGGCCGCAAGUACCGCGUCAUCACCAUGCAGACGCCCCUCGAGGAGCUCGAGGCCUUCUUCGAGGGCGACGGCGUCGAGGGCCGCAAGAGCCACUUCGCCGUCAUCACCGACGAGAAGAGGCGCUUCGUGCUGGGCGUCGCGACGGUGCAGGAUCUCGAGGAGUUCGUCAAGAGGAGGCCGGCCUAA